UUGGAUCUUAUUGAUUUCCAGACUUAUGAUAGGCCAUACAUCGCGUACUGGUUGAAUCAGGGUAACUUGACAUGCCCUCGGUCCAAGGAAGUGCUCUCCUACUCUACCCUGACCCCUAAUUGUUUGGUUCGAGAAUUGAUUUCCCGCUGGUGCGGUGUAAGGGGCAUUGCAGUACCGGAAUCCCGUCAGAAUAUCAGUGGAAAAACGAUUGAUGAGGACAUUAAUUACUUAAACUCAUUGCUCCGAAAGAUGUCUUCUCCCCUUUCUGAUAGGAAGGAAGCUGCGAAAGAGCUUAUGAGACUAACAAAAGCAAGCCCAUCAAAUAGGACCGCUUUUGGUCAGAUACCUAAUGCCUUCUCUAGAUUGCUUCGUCCUCUGUCGGAAAGCAAAAUCGAGUUGCAUCCCGAUCUCCAGGAAGAUUUGAUCAGAACAGUUUUGAACCUUUCGACUGAUGACAGCAAUAAGGCAGAGAUGGGUGAAAACCCUGUUGUGAUUCCACUUCUUAUUGAAUCCGUGAAGUGUGGUACCAUUGAAACAAUAAUAAAUGCCACUGCUGCUCUCUACACAUUAACACAGCUAGAUUCGAACAAGUUGAUUAUUGGAAAAUCCAGGGCUCAUGUGACUCUACUCGAACUCCUACGCUCAGGGCAUCCAUUGGCAAUGAGGGAAGCGGCCUUGACGAUCUCCAAUCUAUGUACAGUGCAUGAGAACAAAAUACGGUUUAUUGAAAUAGGUGCGUUGCCGGUGAUCCUGCAGAUGAUCAACGAUUCCAUGCUCGUUGAUGAGCUUCUUGGCAUUUUCGCACAGCUAUCUGCAUAUUCCAAUGCCAUUGAACAGUUCAGAGAAAUCUAUAUGGUACCCUGCUUGUUUCGGAUAAUGAGAUAUAGCUACUCUGGAAGUACCAAGGAGAACUGCGUUGUCAUCCUGUUCAUUGUGUGCUCGAAAAAUGAGGCAUUUCUAAGGGAGCUCUGUAUAGAAGAAACCAACAAUAGAACUUUAGCUGAACUUGAAGAUACAGGGAUUGAAAGGGCUAAAAGGAAGGCGUUUGACCUCAUUCUUGCAAUGCGCAGGGCUCUCCCAAGUUUACGAAUAACGACUUGA
Messenger RNA from Hibiscus syriacus, 1101 nucleotides. RefSeq names its product U-box domain-containing protein 9-like. Gene Ontology annotation, biological process: protein ubiquitination. The transcript has a single exon. Gene Ontology annotation, cellular component: cytoplasm; nucleus. NCBI's taxonomy places the organism in Eukaryota, Viridiplantae, Streptophyta, Magnoliopsida, Malvales, Malvaceae. The annotation marks the transcript as partial. The record is from RefSeq and is a predicted model, not a curated record. Gene Ontology annotation, molecular function: ubiquitin-protein transferase activity.